CGAGUCCUUGUCCAUUCUUAGUUUCACUGUGAGCACAGACUAGCAAGUGGGUGAAGCUUUGUCCUCUCAACUUGAGGAGUUAUUGUGUACUGUUCGUUAAAGCACCCGGAUUAUACACAGUGAUAAUUGCAAUUGGGUUUAUCUGCGCGGAGUGAAAAGUAAUAGACAAAGAAAAUAAAGUAUCUUAGGAAAAGAAUGGGUUUUUUAGGCGUGUGGCAAAGCAGGCGAGACGGCGCUUGGUAUCUUCAUCUGUCUCGGUUCUGCUGCCUCCUGUUGCUGAUGCUGCUUGCCCUUGCUCAGAGGACCUCCGCAGGGGUUCUGCGGAGCUCUGAGUCGUCGUCGUCUGAGGACCUCUCCUUGGACGAUCACUUUAAGGAAUACGACAUUUCCAGCAACAGUAAGAUCAGCUCGUCUGGACUGGUCUUCAACAACAUGGACUUCAAUUACCCCAACUUCCCCGCCGCGCCGAAGUUCGAGUGGAGGGACAUCCCCACGCCGCCCAAGAUCAACUGGCAGGACCUCCCCACGCCGCCCACGCUGCCCACGCUCAACUGGAACAAGGCCUACGAGGACGACAGUGUGAACAGGUCGACCUACAGCUACAGCGGCGGUCGCAUCUUGUUCAUUCCCAUCGGGGCCAUUCUUUUCUUGAUCAGCCUGUGUCUCCGCAUGUGCAUUUGCAGCGCGAGGAAGCCCGCCCCCACCACGAUAACUGUCGUCAGGAGAACCGUCGUCAUCCCCGUAGAAGGGCGUCCGAACGUCGAGGAGGGCACGGACCAGCCCCCUUCAUACGCGGACGUGCAGAAGGAAGACCUUCCUCCUCCUUACUCUGAAGUAUCUUCCCCUGCCGCUUCAGACACUGCGCCGGAGGCCACAGAACAACCCACUCCCUCAAGCGCAGAGGAGGGCGCCGAGCAGGCCUCGACCGCAGCCACGCCCCCGCUCCAGAAGGGAUGUUGGCGACAAACGUGUUCUCAGGGCGCCCCAGGUUCCUUCAGUCACAGUACUCGUACAAGCCCCUCGAGUAGAGGACGACUAAAACGGGGUGUGGCUGCUUCUUCAUGACGUCAUUUGGAAUUUUUUUUUGGCUCGAGACGAACUGUGUUUGUAUGGUAGAAAACUAAAGAGGAAAAGAGUUUUGUCAGAAAAGGAAUGAUCGCAGAUCUUUAGAAAAAAAGAAGAAGAUAUAUGCAAAGUGUGUAACAGAAAGAGAAAACGGAAGUGGGGAAAAGAUUAACACCAGACUGGCCGUAGGGUGAAUCUGCCUACCACGUCUGGCUCUUGAGUUGGCAACACUCGUGCACUCGUCUGCAGGUGGAUGCAACUUGGGACGAAGUGGAUGGAAAUUCAAGCCAUUCUUCCCACUAUAAAUAAUUACAUAAGGAACCGAAAUAAUCUGGAAAAGAAAAAAAAAAUCAAAUAUCGUUCUCUCAAAUUUUUGAAAUACCCGGAAUUUCUUAAAAUAGUUAAAAAAAAAAGGUGGACAGGGGAAGAAAUAAUCACGUGAUGUAACCUGACUGCUUGCCUUGAGAGAGAGAGAGAGAGGGGGGGGGGGAUCUUCCGACACGGGCAAGAAUGUCGCAACAGACCGCGCCAAAUUCCUUGCAACCAUCUGCGCUGAAUGGCUGUUCCCUUGGGUGGUGUUAGUUGGUGUUUUUCAAGUACUUAGGCCCGGUGCUAAACACGAUAAACAGGGUUGAAUAUUAAAGUAUAGUAGGAAUGAGUGAGAUUGUGAGUAAUCAAACCAGCAAAUGCAGUUUAGUUUGUUACAAAUCUUGCAUUGUUGUUCUUGUUUAAUCUUCAACACAGUCGGUUCUGUGUUCCUUUCUUUGUGA
Penaeus monodon (black tiger shrimp) is the source of this 1835-nucleotide messenger RNA. RefSeq lists its product as uncharacterized. NCBI's taxonomy places the organism in Eukaryota, Metazoa, Arthropoda, Malacostraca, Decapoda, Penaeidae. The record is from RefSeq and is a predicted model, not a curated record.